Ordospora colligata OC4 is the source of this 267-nucleotide messenger RNA. Its product is annotated as ribosomal protein L37a. Lineage: Eukaryota; Fungi; Microsporidia; Ordosporidae. Gene Ontology annotation, cellular component: ribosome. The coding region runs from base 1 to 267 and encodes 88 amino acids. The transcript has 2 exons. The record is from RefSeq and is a predicted model, not a curated record. Gene Ontology annotation, biological process: translation. Gene Ontology annotation, molecular function: structural constituent of ribosome.
AUGGGAAAAGGAACAAAGAAGGUUGGGAUAUCUGGAUGUUUUGGAGCAAGAUACGGGUCUACGCUGCGUAAGAGGAUGAAAAGCGUGCUUGAGAUACAGAAGGCGAAGCAUAAGUGUAAUGCAUGUGGAAAGAGCACUCUGAAGAGGAUGGCAGUUGGAAUAUGGGAGUGCAAGUUUUGCAAGCGCAAGUUUGCAGGAGGGGCAUAUGCUACAACUACACCGGCAGGAAAGAUUUUUGGCAGCAUGAAUAAGCAACAUGCAAAAUAA